UGGGACGUUUGGUCGAGCUCGUUCCGGGACUUUUUAAGUACAAUGUUAUCUUUUAUCAUCAGUAUGUUAAUACUAGAGGUACUAAACUUGGUUAUCACAGACUACGAAUUCAGGAAGUGGAGACUAAAAGAAGAGCCGGAGAGAUCCGAAAACACUGGUGUAAUGGCAUACAUACCUAGGGACGCCUUCGGUGACAUCUUCACAUUUAUCGUUGUCUUUUGGAGAAAGGGGAAGUUGACGUUCUUUAUGCGAUGCCUGGCACUGUGUCAGGGUGGCGUCGGAGUGGUCAUGCUUGUCUAUGGAGCGUACAACAUAAGAAACUAUCCCUCGUCUGUAGCGAACUUUUCGAUAUCGAGACUGAGGUUCUACAAUGUAUAUUUUGAUGACCUGCUUGAGAGCUUGGCCUCUCUACUCGUGCUGUGUGGGUGCAUUUCUAUCCUCAUCUCUGUCCAGGGCGUCUCUGUCACCUGUGUGACGUCACGAACGGCACAUUACGUGUCUGCAUUCAUUAACACAGGAGGUAUAAUCGUUUCGACCACAGUGGUGACGUUCUGGGGCGUGUUUAACACUAAGGUGCGAGAUGACAUGGAACUAGAACUUGAGAGUUUAUUUUACACAGCACUACGCUAUUCACCCUCUUUUACUUACGCAGUUCACCUAGUCCAAAAUUUGGGGUGUUGUGGAAUAAGAGCAGAAGGAGACUACAUUUAUUUACUUCCAGAUAAACCUUCCCAUGACAGACUCUAUUCGUCCUGUUCUCAAUACAGGCCAUGUGCUCCAGUUCUACAGGAACAUUUCAGGACAUUCUCUAUUGCUGGACUCUUUUUCGUGUCGAUUAUGCUCCUUUUACAUAUUUUGUCUCUCCUGUGUGUCAACAAGAGUGUAGGAGAUCUAGCCGAAAGAUCGUCUGGGUCUGAAGAGAAAAUUACUCGUAGAGGUGUCUUCGGAAGUCUAAAACAGAGAAUUAUUGUGUUAUGGGAACAAGAUAGAAUUAACGGCGUCAGUGUCAUUCUGAAGUUCGUGACCGUGCUCUGCGGAGUGGCGUUGAUAGUGUCGGGGCUGCUUUUGAGGUUUGAUGACGUAUUUGAAGAUAUCAACCUGUAUCCAAUAUUCUACCCUCUCGGAUUUAACAACCGUCGUUUCACCUUUUAUUUAACCGCCGUCGCCUAUGGAAUGCUGGGAUUGGGAAUCACGGAGAUGGUUGUAUCGUUAUAUGGACUGAUUACAUAUUGCUGGGACUCCAAAUUCCUAGUAUACAUAUUGAUUGUGUUGCGUGGCGCCUUUACUGUUUCGAUGGUUGUGAUCUUGGGGCUAUGUAUCGAGUCCACAAGCAGCAUCUAUUGGACCAUGUACGAUCAACUUAUUACAGAAUUUCAGAAAUAUUCUGAUUAUACUCAAAGUUCUGGGUUACCUUGGAAAUUUCUUUAUUUUAAGAUGGAGUGUUGCGGUAUAGGUAACUACGGGGACUUCGCUGGAUUAUCUUUACAAUACGGCAGGAGGAUACCAAUCCACUGUUGUACCAACGUCACAGAAUGGGACCCGGGACUGGAAUCGGGUCUCGAGGACUGUACAGAUAAUCUCCAACCGGGCCUCUUUCACGAGACGGGAUGUAACGAUGUACUGUUGGAUAGGUUUGGAGGAUACAUGAUCAUCUUAAUUUGUCUGCUUUUUUUCUUAAUACUGUUCCAGAUAUUUGAUAUAGUGACGAGUGGGCGCCGAAUAUAUAUAAUAAAACCUGGUUCCCUCAUUGAUAAAGAAAUCGGAAUCCUUGUUAAAUCUGUGACAGGAAAGUGUCACGAUAACAAAAUCACGGAUUCCAGUGAGGCGUCGGUGACUGCCGAGCCCAGCGAGGUUGACGCCGGUCCGAGCCUACCUCUGAUCGAGGACAGCAAAAGAAACACGAUAUUACCUUCACUAAAAGGUCAACAGCCAGCACCGAGUACGGCCACGCCCCCCUCAGAGACAACGGUAGGCCCCAGGGGGCGGGCAAGGAGUGGAAAGGAAAAAAGACAGCGACCGGCGAAACUGCACUCUGUAGAUGUACACCAACCCGAGUCGGGUGAUAAGGAACCGAUACAAAAUGGCGUCGGACUGAAAGGUGCAGAGACACCAAACGUCGGCCGGAGUGAAGAUGCCACCGAGACAACAUCUGGAAGACGGUCAGCAUUGAUGUCUUCCAGGUCAGGUCACAAAACACAAGUCUCGAAAAGAGCUGAUCGAACACGUAAGCCCCCAAAACCGUCAAUCGGUGACGUCACAGACGAUAAUAACACUGUGACAAGGGAAACACAACAGGUUCCGGUGAGAGGCGAUGGUGCUGCGAAGGAUAACGAAAGGUAUACGGAUGAUUCCCAAUUCGAACUGAAAGAGAGUCGGAUUUCAACGGAACAUCCGUCGGUUAUUCCACAGGGCAAUGUCAGUACACCUGAUGCAACAUCAGAACAACCUGAUCGUUCACAGACAAAUGACGGGAUACAGCACGCGGGCAUGUCACGUGACAAAAAAGUACGUGAAAUUGAAACAAGAAAGGAAGAGUCAAAACAGACAAAAAAUCCAAAUGUAAAGACUAGUCCGGAUGAUAGUAAUCGUGAACAGGCAAACGAGAAUGGUAGAUUGGAUCCCGGAGAAAGUGACACAAAGAAGUAUCUAAACAGUGUUCCAUCAGGACUGGCAGAUACACCUGAGAGCAGGCAAAAUGACGAAAGCCGAAGUGAUGGGGAGGGCGGGAUCUCACAAAAACCGAACGUAUGGUCUGACGAAUCAGGGGGGUCACCAGAGGUACACAAAGAUAACACGAACAUGGCAGUGACGUUUGAGAGUUCGGAACAACACAUAGCGUCCAGGGAGGCAGGCGGACAUGCUGAGACAGUACAGUCCGGAGCUUCUGACAAGAAAGAGAUAGAUUCUGAAACAUCGCACAAACGUGAUGAAAAAGUAAAGGAUUCUUGGAUUUCUAACGGACAGGACGAAAAAGUAAAGGAUUCUGGGAAUUCUAACGGACAUGACGAAAACGUAAAGGAUUCUGGGAAUUCUAACAGACAUGACGAAAACGUAAAGGAUUCUGGGAAUUCUAACGGACAGGACGAAAAAGGCAUGGAUUCUGGGAUCUCAAACGGACAUGACGAAAAAUUAAAAUAUCCAGGUGUCUUAAACGGGCAAGUUGAAAAAGAGGUAAACUCUGAGACGUCAGAUCGCCACGCCGAGGAAUUGUCGGAGAGAGCCACCAAUGUACAUAAAACGGGCGAGAAGAUAGAAGAGGAUAAAACUCUCAAUGAUAAAGACACGAAUGUGACCGAUUAUGAUUACGAGGACGACUUUUCAGACGAGGAUAAUGACGAUACUAACAAUAUAGAUUUCUUCAGCAGGAUCGCCGGAAAUUAGAUUUGAUAUAUUUGAGAUCCCAGAUUCUAACACCUCAACUCGAUACCUUCAAUCGACGAUAACCGCAACGAAUCGACAAAUGUGUUCCCGAGCAGUUUAGAGGUGUUGGUAUUUUCAUGUCAUCAUGUUUAGUUGUUUCAAUUAUCAAUCAUUGUUCAACAAUGGAGAGUAUUCAAAUAACAAUACUUCAUGACACCAUGGAUGUUAAUGGAAGUUAAUCUGUGAUAUUUAUUUUAAAUGUGAUUGUGUUUUAAGCGGUGACAACAUUUAAUGCAUUUCCUGAAUAAUUAUAUGUCUCAAUAUUAAUUAAUUAAUUAACAUAACCUGUCACUACAUAUGACAGUAAUAAGUUGUUGUAAGGUUAGGUAAUCAGUGACAAAUGAAUUGGCUUGACUAUUAGUAUUAGUUGACAGAUACAGAACUGUAUACCUACUUGUCAUGUUUUAACGAUAAUAGAUUAGUCUAUCUCACAAAGUGUGAAUGAUGAGAGUCAAAUGAAUCUCUUCGUACGUGAGGACACCGGUUGUUGUACUGUUCAUUUUGACUUUUUGAACAAUAAAAUUAUUUGGACAUGAAAAAAUAAAACGUGAAUGAUGAGCAUUACGUAUGUACCUGUUUAAAUGGCGGUAUUAACUACAGCCUUUUAUAACUAUAUCUGUGAUAUUCAGUUUUAUCAUUAAAGUGUAUGUUUCAGUCGAUGUUACAUUUUAACAGUGUCCAAACUGAUAACACCGACUUCCCUUCUGGUCUCCCACACAUUAGGCACCCAGAUUUACCCGACGAAUUGAAGCACGAAUUAAAUGGCGAUGAUAAUUUACAGAUAAUCAAAGUAGUAUUAAAAGAUCUAAAAAUCAUAAUGCAAUUGCUUACGAAAAUAAUUUGCCACAGAUUAUUACUGGCGAGGAUAUGUACUUUACUUUAUUAGAGAGCAUAACAUGGGGAAAUUUACUUUACCACAGAUCAUCAUUGGGGGAAAAUAAUGUUACCAGAUAUCAUCAUUGAGGAAUAUUAACUUUUCCAGAUGUCAUUAUUUGGGGAAAGAUUUACUGUACCAAAGAUCAUCAUACUUUACCAUAGAUCAUUAAUAGGGAACAUCUACUUGACCGGAUAUCGUUAUUAUGGAAUAUUUACUUUACCAGAGACCAUCAUUGGGGAAUAUUAACUUUACCAGAUAUCAUCAUUGGGGAAUAUUAACUUUACCAGAUAUCAUCAUUGGGGAAUAUUAACUUUACCAGAUAUCAUCAUUUGGGAACAUUAACUUUACCAGAUAUCAUCAUUGGGAAUAUUUACUUUACCAGAAAUCAUCAUUGGGGAAUAUUAACUUUACCAGAUAUCAUCAUUUGGGAACAUUAACUUUACCUGAUAUCAUCAUUGGGGAAUAUUAACUUUACCAGAUAUCAUCAUUGGGGAAUAUUAACUUUACCAGAUAUCAUCAUUGGGGAAUAUUUACUUUACCAGAUAUCAUCAUUGGGGAAUAUUAACUUUACCAGAUAUCAUUAUUGGGGAAUAUUAACUUUACCAGAUAUCAUCAUUGAGGAAUAUUAACUUUACCAGAUAUCAUCAUUUGGGAAUAUUUACUUUACCAGAGAUCAUCAUUUGGGAGUAUUUACCUUAACAGAAAUCAUAUUGUAUUAUUAAUUAUUAUGGUACAUUUUUAUUUCCGUGUGACACUGGUCUAGUGGUAGGACACUGGGUUAGGUGACCGAGGAGUCACUAGCUCAAGUCCCAGAAAGGGCAUUUGUAUCCCUACAAGAUACUUAUACUCCGCUGUGUUCCGGUCAACUCAGCUGUACAUGAGAACAUACGUGUAAGGUGUUAGCGCCGAAUGGCAGCUCCGGCUGUAUAUGCUAGCCCGAGUUUUCUCUGGCCCCGUCACCACCAUGUCUGGUGUAAGGGCCCUACACCAGACAUGGUGACAGGGCCAGAGAACACUCGGGCUAUCUGUAUGCUUUCAAUGGAAAUGGGAAGGACACAAGUUAGUCGUUAAAAGCCUGACGUACUGAACAUCAUAAUUUGUGAACAGCUCUGAGACAAUUAAGUAUGUACUUGUACAUGAUUAUUACCUGGUAUACCUUUUAAAUUAUCUUAAACAUCACUUUUCAAAGAGUUUUAUGAUUUAAUAUGAGGCAUUUUACCAGUAAUGUUAUUAUAUCCUCACUUAAAAAAAAUUGUUUAUAUUUACUACAUUUUUUUUGUAAGGUAAUUUAUGUUUAAAUGGUAGUAAUUCAGUAGUGAUUGUUUUAGAAAAAAUGUUGAUAUGUCGGUAUAUGUAAUGGCAAGAAUUAUAUUACUUUUUAACAGCAGUCUUAUAUUUAUGAUGAUUUAUUGAAAAUGUUAACUAGCCAAUUUUAAUACAAAGCAGUCUUAUAUUUCUGUUGAUUUAUUGAAAAUGUUAACUAGCUAAUUUUAAUAGCAGCAGUCUUAUUUUUUCAUCACUUGUUGAAAAGAUACCAAAUGUAGACGUUGAAGCAUCAAUUGUAUAUUUGUAAAUUGUCAGUAAAAAUAAAUUGUG
Pecten maximus is the source of this 5893-nucleotide messenger RNA. RefSeq lists its product as uncharacterized. The record is from RefSeq and is a predicted model, not a curated record. Gene Ontology annotation, cellular component: membrane. The transcript is spliced from 18 exons. NCBI's taxonomy places the organism in Eukaryota, Metazoa, Mollusca, Bivalvia, Pectinida, Pectinidae. Bases 43 to 3381 code for a protein of 1112 amino acids.